Scleropages formosus (Asian bonytongue) is the source of this 1041-nucleotide messenger RNA. Its product is annotated as kinesin-like protein KIF24. The coding region runs from base 304 to 1041 and encodes 245 amino acids. The transcript has 3 exons. Lineage: Eukaryota; Metazoa; Chordata; Actinopteri; Osteoglossiformes; Osteoglossidae. Gene Ontology annotation, molecular function: protein binding. The record is from RefSeq and is a predicted model, not a curated record.
GUUCGUGUGCGGAGCUACAGUGUUUACUAGACCAAGCACAUCAUGCGGAUGGUUGAAAAAAUGGUUUUUUUGGGGGAUUUUAACGAUAGCGUGGACUGACUAGGCUGAAAAUGUACACAGCUGUUGUUACCUCAGUCAACUUGACAAGCUUCCCAGUUGAAUUUACAAACUAGGUAGGUAGCCUGAGCUGUUGGUGUGCGUGAGGCUGCAGCAAGAAGUGAGUCAUCUUUAAGAACAGAACGCCGGGUCCGAGGUCCCUGGGGAGUGUUUUGUGUCUGAGGUCAUUGUGGGGUGGAAGGGAAGAUGACCUCCUUCCUGUACGAGUGCUUACGUGAGGUUGGAUUGCAGCGCUAUUAUGCGCAGUUCAGCAGCCUUGGCCUCAGUCACCCUGCCCAGCUGUCAAAGCUCACAAUGAGCGAUUACCCCCAACUGGGGGUACAUCCCAUGGAGGACCGGACUCGGCUUUUCUACCUGGUGCAGGUUAUGAAAGCCCUUGAUGAAGAGCAAAAUGAUGAAUGUGAAGAUCAUGGCGAUUAUGACGAAGAGCGAGGGGUAAUGGAUUUUCCUACUGCUCCACGAAGACGGUUAUAUUUUGGCCCCUCGUCUCCAGAGUCUCAGCUUGACAUUCUCGCUGAAGAUUGCAAAACCAACACAUCUGUAGAUGAGAGUCACACAAUGAGAUAUGCUGCCCAGAGAGACAAGGAGGCAGGUAGUUGUCACACUCCUGUUAUGACAGCGAACCAGAGGCGCAAGGCUUGCACUUCCACGGAGACUCCCAAGAGCACCUCCUGCAUUAACCGGGCCGCUAUGGGACGCCACAUCUAUAAAGACGGCGAAACACCCCAGAACAGAAAAACAAAGAAACAGGCUGGAUGCCUGAAAGAAAUGCACAGGAAGGUUCUGAUGCAACAGCAGUCUGCUCCAGUGUACAAGGUGAAACACAGUCAAGGUUACAACUAUGGUUUGCCAAACUCCUCUCCAGUUUCCUCUACAAGGUAUCCCAUGUUCUUCUUUGGACAUCUUUCGGAAUGCACUGAAUAA